CAUAACCUCAUUUUUCAGUAUUUGUCAAAACAAAAAGACGGAUUUUUUACCUCCCGGAAAACUUGGAUUUUCUUCAUAAAUACCCAGUGCAAUAUGAGUGAAAGUACCUGUGAUAGCAAGGAUGAGUCCUCAGCAAUCAAUUCUGAGUAUCCCUCAGAGAAAACUAUAAAUCUCCUGGCUACGGGAAUUGUAAACCUCUACCAAGCAGACUUGGAGAAGAUAAAGAAGGACUUAAGGAAUUUAACAUCGAAGCAAGAGAAGUUAAUGGGUCAACUGGAGGAGGAAAAAGAACGAUUGGAUGAAAAGCAGCUGAGGGAUAUACAGGAAAUGAUGGACAAAGUGAAGAUUUACAGAGAAAAAUUAUUAAAUAUUAAGAAGCAAAUGACGAGUAUUCAUCAGAGAUCUAAGCAUUUGGUGAAGCGUUCUCAAGACCUGCAGGAAUUCAAGGAGAAGGAAAAACAGCAGAGGAUCCAAAAGAGACGACAAGAAGAAGCCCUAAUUGGCAAACCAUGAUAAACUAAAGAAAAAGCCAUCUGUAAAGUGAAAACAGUUAAAGCUAAUUUAUUUCUAUCUUCACGAUCACAUUCCGCAAGAAGAUACCCACAGGGACACUGGACCACAGAAAAAAAUGUAUACCGAUAGAGAAGAGAAAGACAUUCCCAUUCAUCCAAAAUUCUGCACACCUCACGGAAAUGGUGAAUUUGGUUGUGUGUCGUCAUCGAGCAUGUUCAUCGCAUCUGUAGGUGUUCUGUAUUCGUUUUGCAUGAGUUCUGUGAAUGAUACAAAUAAAUUUUUCAAUGAAAAGUGCCCCCAAA
Phlebotomus papatasi is the source of this 815-nucleotide messenger RNA. RefSeq names its product biogenesis of lysosome-related organelles complex 1 subunit 6 (gene Pldn). NCBI's taxonomy places the organism in Eukaryota, Metazoa, Arthropoda, Insecta, Diptera, Psychodidae. The record is from RefSeq and is a predicted model, not a curated record. Gene Ontology annotation, biological process: intracellular transport. The coding region runs from base 94 to 513 and encodes 139 amino acids. Gene Ontology annotation, cellular component: BLOC-1 complex; transport vesicle; extrinsic component of membrane. The transcript has 4 exons.